Molecule: messenger RNA, 1548 nt
Organism: Papaver somniferum (opium poppy)
Lineage: Eukaryota; Viridiplantae; Streptophyta; Magnoliopsida; Ranunculales; Papaveraceae
Product: (RS)-norcoclaurine 6-O-methyltransferase-like
Exons: 2
Coding region: 244-1314 (356 amino acids)
Biological process (GO): methylation
Molecular function (GO): protein dimerization activity; S-adenosylmethionine-dependent methyltransferase activity; O-methyltransferase activity
Source: RefSeq, a predicted model, not a curated record
CUUCGAGAAAAAUUAGAAUAAAAAUCAUACUGCCUUUAUUUUUAGAAAAGAGAUACCGUUACCUUUUAAUUUUGGUCGUGGAGUUGAGGCUUGCCUCUUGGUCUAGAAAAAAAAAAUCUCUAUAAAUAGCAUUAAUUCUACCAUUUUUAUAAGUCUCAUUGUUGAUAUUGAAUCAGAAACUUUCUUCUAAAAUCUUUCAAUACCAGUACUGUUAGUUUCCGAUAAGAGCCACACUAAUCCAUUAUGGAAAUUCAUUUAGAAAGCCAAGAACAAGAAAUGAAAUAUCAAUCUCAAAUCUGGAACCAAAUAUGUGGCACUGUUGAUACCUCUGUUCUGAGAUGUGCAAUUCAAUUAGGUAUAUUUGAUGCCAUUCAUAACUCUGGCAAACCAAUGAUUACCUUAACCGAAUUAUCAAGCAUUGUUUCAUCACCCUCUUCAUCUUCAAUCGAACCCUGCAACUUGUAUAGAUUAGUGAGAUACUUAUCCCAAAUGGAUCUCAUUAGUAUCGGAGAAUGUUUGAAUGAAGCAACUGUUUCAUUAACAGGCACAUCCAAGUUACUACUUAGAAACCAAGAAAAGAGUUUAAUUGAUUGGGUAUUGGCAAUUUCUUGCGAAAUGAUGGUUGUUGUUUGGCACGAACUAAGUAGCUCUGUUUCAACUCCUGCGGAUGAGCCUCCAAUCUUCCAGAAGGUUCAUGGUAAAAAUGCUUUAGAAUUAGCAGGGGAAUUUCCAGAAUGGAAUGAUCUGAUCAACAAUGCUAUGACUAGUGAUACUAGUGUAACUAAGCCAGCGCUAAUACAAGGAUGUGGCAAAAUCCUGAACGGAGUUACAUCGUUAAUUGAUGUCGGUGGUGGUCACGGUGCCACUAUGGCCUACAUAGUUGAAGCUUUUCCUCACAUAAAAGGUGCGGUAAUCGAUUUACCACAUGUUGUUGAAGCCGCUCCGGAGCGUCCAGGUGUUGAGUUCAUCAGCGGUGAUAUAUUCAAGUCCAUUUCUAACGCUGAUGCUGUGUUGUUGAAGUAUGUCCUGCACAAUUGGGAAGAUACGGAAUGUGUGAAUUUACUGAAGAGAUGUAAGGAAGCAGUUCCGGCAGACAAAGGAAAAGUGAUCAUAAUGGAUUUAGUAAUAGACGACGAUGAUAACAGUAUUUUAACGCAGGCAAAGUUGAGCCUUGAUCUCACUGUGAUGAACCAUGGAGGAGGUAGAGAAAGGACUAAAGAAGAUUGGAGAAAUCUAAUUGAGAUGUCUGGAUUUAGUAGGCAUGAAAUAAUUCCAAUAUCUGCCAUGCCAUCAAUUAUUGUUGCUUAUCCUUAGUUAAGUCACCCGCAUGUUUACUUGAACGGGAAUAAGUUGGGGGCGUGUUGAAUCUGUUAACAUCGCAAUUGUGCCUUUACUUUAUGCAUUCUCAUUCCGGUAGAAACUGUUUGGGGCAUUCGGAUUCUGCUGAGCCCUUUUAUGUAUGUUUGUUUGUUGGUUGGUUGGUUUUCAAGUAACUGAAGUUUCUUCUCUGUUUUCAAGGCAUGUGCAUGUGACUAAUUUGAGUAUGCA